CAAGCGCAUUGUUUUUCGUUUUUGGUUGAAUGUCCGCAUGAUUUGACCGUGUUCCAUGAACUUCUCUCAAUGUCGAUCCUUUUUCAUAUUAAUACUGUCUUGUAUCAUCUGUCCAUGGUUUAAAUGAUUGGAUCGUCAAAUAAGUAUCAUUACCCAAGGUAUUGUAGUGAGCAAGCAGUAUUGCCAAGAACUUGGAUAAAGCGGCUCAUUAGUUUGCUCAUUUUUCGGUCCGAGUACCAAUGUUUUCAUUCCCUGUUUGAUUGGGCCCAUCACACAGCGCUCAAUUUUUUUUUUCACUUUAAUUUUUCCGUGUCAAAUUUUCCUCUUUCUCAUUUCCUGCUAUUGCCAACUAUCCCGCAAUGUCAUGGCAGCAAACAAAGACCAUUCUCAAAAUUUAGCGGCAUUUACUGAAUGUCUGAAAUCAUGGAAAGUUUAUAAUGAUCAAGGUGCCAAUCUGUUGGCUCAAAUAAAUCUUGACGAUGAUAGCAAUCAUCAAGAGAAUGCGCGUCAGAUAAAAGAUAUUGUUCAGAAUCUCAAGCAGGUGCUGGAAACCAUGCAUGAGAAAUAUAAUGAGAGUUUAGUACUCCACAGUCUGCAACAAACCGCCGCUCAAAGCGAUAUCACUGUGGAUGGCCCGGAAUGCAUCGAAACUAUGCGAAAAUGCAUUGAUAUGCAUGAGCAGGAAUAUAUGAUCAAGAAAUCCAUUCAAUCUAUUCUUUGUCAGGAAGGUUUUGCAACCCGGCAACAUUUGACAGGCUGUAUCGCGUUGUGGAAAACAGAAGCCUAUUUGGACGAUGAAGUGCAAGAAAAAUUACGACAACUAUCUGGCCCUUCAUGAAUAAACCUUACCCUGAAAAUACAAUAGUCGGUCUCGCG
Molecule: messenger RNA, 876 nt
Organism: Radiomyces spectabilis
Lineage: Eukaryota; Fungi; Mucoromycota; Mucoromycetes; Mucorales; Radiomycetaceae
Exons: 4
Coding region: 365-838 (157 amino acids)
Source: RefSeq, a predicted model, not a curated record